Molecule: messenger RNA, 1407 nt
Organism: Salvelinus namaycush (lake trout)
Lineage: Eukaryota; Metazoa; Chordata; Actinopteri; Salmoniformes; Salmonidae
Gene: abhd8b
Product: abhydrolase domain containing 8b
Exons: 4
Coding region: 1-1407 (468 amino acids)
Molecular function (GO): catalytic activity
Source: RefSeq, a predicted model, not a curated record
AUGUUGACCACCUUAAUGGACGGCCUCCUCUGCUGCCUGACAGGGAAGUCGGCCAACGUCGUGGUUCCCAUAGAAACCUCGGAAGCCGCCGACGGCUACGAGUUCGUGGAGGUCAAACCGGGUCGUGUCUUGAGGGUCCGACACAUCAUCCCGGAGCGGGAGGUGGUGGACGAGCCCAGGGGUCCGGGGGGAAGCGUCCACCGUAAGAGGAAGAUCACAGUGUACCGUAAUGGGCAGCUACUGAUAGAGGACCUGGGCAACGAGGCGAGACAGGAGCUGUUACACGCUCAGAACGGAGACACACAACCCAACUGUACCGUGGAGGUGGAGCUCGCAGACCCAUCGUCCAAUCCAACUGUCACCGCUGACCCCAAAGCGGACAAGACAGGGUCAGUGGUUGGAACAGGGGGAGCGGCGACAUCUCCAUCCCCGACCCUCGGAUCAGCCCCAGAUCUGACCCAGCAGCCCCGGAAGCGGCGGCGGAAGCCCAAGCGCACAGUGGUGAUUGACAGCGAGAGGAAGAUCACGUCGUGUAAGGGGACGCACGCAGAUGUGGCAGUGUUCUUCGUGCACGGCGUGGGCGGUUCCCUCGACAUCUGGGGCAGCCAGCUGGACUUCUUCUCCCGUCUGGGCUAUGAGGUCAUCGCGCCUGACCUGGCGGGUCACGGGGCGAGCUCUGCACCUCAGAUCGCGGCAGCGUACACAUUCUACGCCCUGGCUGAGGACAUGAGGGCCAUCUUUAAGAGAUAUGCACGGAAGAGGAACAUCCUCAUUGGACACUCCUAUGGUGUGUCGUUCUGUACGUUCCUGGCCCAUGAGUACCCAGACCAGGUCCACAAGGUAGUGAUGAUAAACGGAGGAGGUCCCACAGCGCUGGAGCCCAGCCUCUGUUCCAUCUUCAACCUGCCCACCUGUGUGCUGCACUGCCUGUCCCCCUGCCUGGCCUGGAGCUUCCUCAAGGCUGGGUUUGCCCGUCAGGGUGCGAAGGAGAAGCAGCUGUUGAAAGACAACAAUGCCUUCAACGUGUCCUCCUUUGUGCUGCGUGCCAUGAUGAGUGGUCAGUACUGGCCCGAGGGCGACGAGGUUUAUCAUGCAGAGAUCCCAGUGCCCAUCCUGCUGGUGCACGGCAUGUACGACAAGUUUGUUCCCAUAGAGGAAGAUCAACGCAUGGCGGAGAUCCUGUUGCUGGCCUUCCUGAAGAUAAUCAACGAGGGCAGUCACAUGGUGAUGAUGGAGUGUCCCGAGAGUGUCAACACCCUCCUGCACGAGUUCUUCCUCUGGGAGCCUGAGUCCCUGCCCAAAUCUAAACCCCGCCCCGAAAUCGCCACCAAGAGACCUGAAACUGCCAAGAUCCCCACCGCAUCCAACGGAGGAGCAACGCCAGAAAGCAAAGCCAAGACCAAGUAA